ACGUCCAAAAAACUUUUCGAAUGAGUUUGAGAAGAAAAGUCGCGGAACGAUCUGUCACGUUCGCGCGUAAUUUCAGCACCGUGGAGAGCUCAUUGCUCGUCUGAGAUCACGAAGAAGCGAGGAGCAGAUUUCUUUUAACACCGAUUCCGCAAGUAUGGAGCUGAAUAAAGUCAGUAGAGGCACAGGAUCGGCGCAAAUUGAGCUUUACGCACCGAGAGAUGCCGAAACCAACCACUGACCGUACCAGCUGAGAAUAUACAGUCUUCAUUUAUAUAUGUAGAUAUCAAUAUAUAUAUGAGGAACCAACAACAGAAGAUUCAAGAGACUGAAGGGAAACGAGUAUUUAAGAGGAUCUGGCACCUAUUAAAAUGUGGAUUAUACCUCUUUGGAUGUUUGUCCACAUUUUGCUUGGUACUCCAAUCAAAGCACAGCAUGUGGAUCCUGAUGUGGGCUUAACAGCUCAAGAACAAGUUCUUCUUCUGUACGACAUCAAACUCCAGUGCCUUCAAAACAUCUCUGAACACAACCCUACUGAUGGGCUUUGUUCUCCUGGAUGGGAUGGACUGGUUUGCUGGCCUAAAGGUUCCCCAGGAAGCAUCACCAAAGUGCCAUGCCCUAGCUACGUCUACGACUUCAACCACAACGGGUUUGCAUACCGUCAGUGCGACUUGAAUGGAUCAUGGGUCUCAGUGGAGAACAGAACUUGGGUCAACUAUUCCGACUGCCUACGCUUCCUGGCUCCAGGCAUUGAAAAGGGCAAAAGAGACUUCUUCGAGCGGCUGCACAUCAUGUACACGGUCGGCUAUGCGGUGUCCUUCAGUUCGCUUCUGGUCGCCAUUUUCAUCAUUGGAUAUUUUCGGCGUCUUCAUUGCACCAGAAACUACAUCCACAUGCAUCUAUUCGUGUCAUUUAUGCUGCGUGCGGUCAGUAUCUUCGUGAAAGACAGAGUGGUGUACGCUAAUGGGGUGCUACAGGAAUACGACACCAUGCUAAUGGACAACUUCAGCACUGCGUCCAUCUCUUCUCUCGAUAAGACUCAGUAUGUUGGAUGUAAGAUCACAGUCCUGUUCUUCAUCUAUUUCCUCUCCACCAACUACUAUUGGAUCCUAGUCGAGGGACUUUACCUUCACAGUCUUAUUUUCAUGGCCUUCUUUUCAGACUCCAAAUAUCUCUGGGGGUUCACCCUAAUAGGAUGGGGUGUGCCAGCUCUCUUUGUGUCAACCUGGGCUGUCGUCAGGGCAACGCUCUCAGAUGUGAGGUGUUGGGAAUUGAGUGCUGGCAAUAUUAAAUGGAUUUACCAAAUUCCCAUCUUGACAGCAAUUGGGCUGAAUUUUAUUCUGUUUGUAAAUAUCGUACGAGUUCUGGCCACCAAAAUCCGAGAAACAAACGCAGGACGGUACGACACACGCAAACAGUACAGGAAGCUAGCAAAAUCCACACUGGUUCUGGUUCUGGUCUUUGGAGUGCACUACAUCAUGUUUGUGGGAAUGCCGCACACAUUCACUGGUCUGGGUUGGGAGCUCCGCAUGUACUUUGAGCUCUUCUUUAAUUCAUUCCAGGGAUUUUUUGUGUCCAUUAUCUACUGUUUCUGCAAUGGAGAGGUCCAAACUGAAAUUCGUAAGGCCUGGCUCCGUUGGACGCUUGCGUUUGACUGGGAGGGUCCUGUGGUUUUGGCGAACUAUCGCUAUGGGUCGGUUCUGAACAACAGCGGUGCCAGUGUCCAAUCCCAGCUGACCUCUGUGACCCGUAGCUCCGCUCUACUUACCAGCAGAGUGUACCAUUGCGCUGGGCCUCCCAGCGUCACCUCGUUCGUACACAGCACGCACAUACACACCACCCUGCCCGGGUACGUCUUCAGUAACUCUGACAUUCCCGAGGAAAUCGAAGAAGAUGCCAAACACAUAGACGACAUCACCCUGAAAGAGAACGCUAAAGACAAUGACUUCACCGUGAGACAGGAAGUCCUCAGUAUCUGUUUAGAAGAAAGUGGACAAUGUCCAAACGAUGAUGACAUAAUAAAGAGUGACGAUGAUGUAAUUUCUCAAGAGAACGCCAAAUGCACCGAUAAAAUCACUUUAAAGGACUCAUUAUCGGUGAGGCACAACAGUUUGGACCAGGAGGAUGAGGAAGUGCUCUAAAAUUUGUGAAGACUUUGUUCAAGUUCAUCAAGAUUUUGCACGUGCACUGAUGAAAAGCCAAUGAAAACGAGACACCACACGUUCUUAAAAUGCAUGAAAAUCUACUGUAAUGUUUGUGUGGGAAUUGGUUUUCAGCCAUUUCAAGGCCUUGCGUUCAGAGUCUUGUUUGCAGAGAACAAUUUGUGGUGAUUUUUGUUGUCAGUUCUUUGCUAGACUUUUCUCAUUUGUUUAAUCACACUGUGGACAAAUUUAGUACUUAAUUUCGAUAAACUAUGUAGGUGUAAAUAUAUUCUUCGCAAAGUGUUACGCUGUUGUUUUGUCAAGUCAAACAAUGGAACCCAUACUGAAUAUUUAGCAAACUUAAUAAUUUGUAAAUCUAUUCUUAAACAUACAAAAUAUUGUUGAAUUUUUCGUAAGAAUGCUUUUGUAUAUAAUUAACACAGAAAUUCAUUGUUCCAAGUUCUGCUUUGCAAUUUAGUUAUUUCAUUAAAAAGUUGGAGGUUAGGGGGGCCUGGGUAGCUCAGCAAGUAAAGACGCUGACUACCACACCUGGAGACGCCAUUUCGAAUCCAGGGCGUGCUGAGAGAAUCCAGUCAGGCUUCCUGAGCAACCAAUUGGCCCGGUUGCUAGGUAGGGUAGAGUCACAUUGGGGUAACCUCCUCGUGGUCGCUAUAAUGUGGUUCUCGCUGUUGAUGGGGCACGUGGUGAGUUGUGCGUAGAUGCCGCAGAGAAUAGCAUGAAGCCUCCACACGCACUAGGUCUCCGCGGUAACGUGCUCAACAAGCCACGUGAUAAGAUGCGCAGAUUGACAGUCUCAGACGCGGAGGUAACUGAGAGUCACUACGCCACCACAAGGACUUAGAGUGCAUUGGGAAUUGGGCAUUCCAAAUUGGUGAGAAAAGGGGAAAAUUGGAUGUUACUUGGCAUAAAAAAAUAUUUUUACGUCAAACUACUUUUUUAUUGUGAUUAUAUGUGAAUGUUUUUCUUAAAAUAUAUUUUAAUUUAAUGUGCAACGCUGUUUCUUGCAAAAUUGUAAUAAAUGCACAUGACGAGGAGGAGGGCGUGGCCAGCCCGUGAGAAUGCACGACUGCGUGCGUCUCUCUCUCUCUCUUGAACUGGCGUCUCCAGCUCCCCUUUAUCUCACUCUUGCGCUGAUAAUCGGAUUCAGCGAUUCAGCGAUUCGUGCACCCUCACGGCCUGGCCAUGCCCUCCUCCUUGU
Molecule: messenger RNA, 3357 nt
Organism: Xyrauchen texanus (razorback sucker)
Lineage: Eukaryota; Metazoa; Chordata; Actinopteri; Cypriniformes; Catostomidae
Gene: pth2rb
Product: parathyroid hormone 2 receptor b
Exons: 14
Coding region: 369-2138 (589 amino acids)
Biological process (GO): adenylate cyclase-modulating G protein-coupled receptor signaling pathway; cell surface receptor signaling pathway
Cellular component (GO): plasma membrane
Molecular function (GO): parathyroid hormone receptor activity; peptide hormone binding; G protein-coupled peptide receptor activity
Source: RefSeq, a predicted model, not a curated record